AUGGCUACUGAUAUCGGCACCUUAGAGAAAAGGUACUUCGAUGUAUGCAAGAAGCAAGGAAUUCUGCCAAAUAAAGCAAUUCUGGCUGAAGUAUUUAAGGCUAAGCUCAAGAAAGCACGUCAUGAGGUUUCCAGCCUUGUGGUUUUGUUGGACGACUUGAAGGAUGUUGAUUUCUACCCACUUCUUGAUCUAUUGAUGGAAAUUGAUUCUUCGGAGAUUGAUGCAGUUGACAUGAUAAAUAGAUCUUCUUGUGCACUGAGUGGGGAACGCGUUUCAUCAUUGCUGCGUGCUGUCAACAAAAAGCUUCGAGUUGUUGAUAUCAGGGACAUCUCAUUUGGAAAGGGUUUCUUGCUGGAUCUUUCUCAACAAGGCUUAACGUGCCAAGUGCUAAACCUAAGGUCCUCCCAUUUUCGGAAACUCAAUAUGGUUGGGAAAUUUGUUCAGAUGCACACACUUAACCUGGAUUUCAGUGCUUCACUUACAAGUUUUCGAGAGGAUUGUUUUGCCUGUAUGCCAAAUCUCAAAUCCCUUUCUUUGUGUGAGACAAGAAUUGCAAAUCUGUGGACAACUAGUGCAGCACUAUCCAAACUCCCCUCGCUGGUUGAACUUCGAUUUCAAAAUUGUUUGUUAUGCAGUGACACAGGGAGCUCUCCUGUGUCAUCCUGGAAUAAAGUAAAUGAAGACAUUGAUUCAGGUCAUAGGGACUUUGGCCUUUACAUUGAAUUACCAUCGCUCUAUGGUGAAGCAAUCCCAUAUUUACCCUCGGGCAUAGAAUUUGAAGAUGUGAAUGAUUAUGAGGCAAAUCAUGAUCAUCGAAGCACUACUGAAGAUUCUUCAGAUGACAGUGAAGUUGACUUUUCAGGUCAUCGUCAGGACUUCGGUUUGGUGGAGCUGUUGCCUGAUAUACCAUCUGGUUGGAAUGAGCUGGUUGAUCAGCAGAAUGAGAUCUCUUUUGGCACACUGGACAUGCAAGAUGAAGAUCAAUUCACUCCCGGGUCAUCCAACUCUAGGCACAUGUCUUACACUGCCUCAAAGAAAUAUGUUUCUCAUCAUCCAUCACCAAUCUGUUAUGAGAAACACUACAGAGAUUACAUGAUAGCUUCAUUACCAAACCUUAAAAUUCUUGAUAAUUUGCACAUUCAAAAGGUUGACAGGGAAACAGCCAAUGAUAUCUUCAGGCGCCAUUUUGAAUACCUACCAUACAACAUGAAUAAUAAAGAGAGCGUGGUUAGUAUUCUGCAGAAGCGUGAAGUAAGAGCAAACCCUACUCGUACACACACCUCGAAGAAAAAGUUAUCUUAUGCAUCCAGAAAGUCUCAACAUUUCUAUUCUAGAUCAUUAUCUGCUGCAAAAGUGGGAUCUUCCACGUGGCCUACCUUACGCCCUCUUUCUAUUUUGAGUAGUGUAUCAAGAGAUGAAAGGAGAAGUUUUCGUCCCAGGCAGUUUGAGUACCAUCCAUCUGAAUCGAGCCUUAUGGUUUUUGGGACCUUGGAUGGCGAAGUGGUUAUUGUAAACCAUGAGAGUGAGAAGAUUGUUAGUUACAUUCCGUCACUUGGAGCUAUGAAUAGUGUGCUGGGAUUAUGUUGGCUCAAAAAGUAUCCUUCGAAGCUCAUUGCAGGUUCAGAUAAUGGUUCACUUAGAUUGUACGAUGUACAAAAUAUACCUACAAUUAGCAGAGGCAUUUACCACGUUCCUCCUGUUACCUUUGACGAGUUUGAUCAGUUGACAUCUGUUCAUGUCAACUCAACAGAUGAACUGUUUCUUGCAAGUGGAUACUCCAGACAUGUUGCUUUAUAUGAUAUUAGCAGUGGAAGACGCUUGCAGGUUUUUGCUGAUAUGCAUCGUGAACAUAUUAAUGUCGUUAAGUUUUCGAACCAUUCCCCAUCUCUCUUCGCGACUUCAUCGUUUGAUCAGGAUGUUAAGUUGUGGGAUUUGAGACAGAAACCAAAUCAGCCUUGUUAUACUGCUUCAAGCUCUCGAGGGAAUGUGAUGGUUUGCUUUUCUCCAGAUGAUCAUUUUCUUCUUGUUUCAGCCAUUGACAAUGAGGUUAAACAACUGUUGGCAGUUGAUGGAAGACUUCAUCUGGACUUUGCUAUAGCUUCAACUGGAAGUUCGCAGAACUACACUCGGUCUUAUUACAUGAAUGGAAGGGAUUAUGUUAUAAGUGGAAGUUGUGAUGAACAUGUAGUUCGUAUUUGCUGUGCUCGUACAGGGAGGCGGUUGAAGGAUGUAUCAUUGGAGGGUAAAGGUUCGGGGACAUCAAUGUUUGUGCAAUCUUUGCGUGGAGAUCCCUUCAGAGAUUUCAACUUGAGUAUUUUGGCAGCUUAUAUACGUCCAAGCUCAAAUUCGGAAAUUGUGAAGGUUAAUCUUCUGGAAUCGAGUGACCAUUAUAAAGUACAUUCUAACACUCAGCAACCUCACAUUAUCAAUGGUCUCGGCGGUUAA
This is a messenger RNA of Fraxinus pennsylvanica, 2445 nucleotides long. The record is from the annotation of a GenBank genome assembly. NCBI's taxonomy places the organism in Eukaryota, Viridiplantae, Streptophyta, Magnoliopsida, Lamiales, Oleaceae.